Arabidopsis arenosa is the source of this 1430-nucleotide messenger RNA. The record is from the annotation of a GenBank genome assembly. Lineage: Eukaryota; Viridiplantae; Streptophyta; Magnoliopsida; Brassicales; Brassicaceae.
AUCGAUCUCGGAGAAGCUCCGAUCUGAGUUUUUAGCAAUGGCGAAAUUAAUCACUAGCGUCGUCUCUCUGAUUCUUAUCGGUCUCGUCGCGAUCGCCUCCGCGGCAGUUAUCUUCGAAGAGCGCUUCGAUGAUGGAUGGGAAAGCAGAUGGGUUAAAUCUGAGUGGAAGAAGGAUGAUAACACUGCUGGGGAGUGGAAACACACUGCGGGAAAUUGGUCUGGUGACUCUAACGAUAAAGGUAUCCAGACCAGUGAGGACUAUAGAUUCUACGCCAUUUCAGCUGAGUUCCCUGAAUUCAGUAACAAGGACAAAACCUUAGUCUUCCAAUUCUCAGUCAAGCACGAGCAAAAGCUUGACUGUGGUGGUGGCUACAUGAAGCUGCUCAGUGGUGAUGUUGACCAGAAGAAAUUUGGUGGAGACACCCCAUACAGUAUCAUGUUUGGUCCCGAUAUCUGUGGCUACAGCACAAAGAAAGUGCAUGCUAUCCUUACCUACAAUGAAGCCAACCACCUGAUCAAGAAGGAUGUUCCAUGUGAAACUGAUCAGCUCACCCAUGUGUACACCUUCAUCCUCCGCCCAGAUGCAACUUACAGCAUUCUCAUCGACAAUGUUGAGAAGCAAACCGGUAGCCUUUACUCUGACUGGGAUCUUCUCCCACCCAAGAAGAUCAAGGACCCCAGCGCCAAGAAGCCUGAGGACUGGGACGACCAAGAAUACAUUUCUGACCCAGAAGACAAGAAACCUGACGGGUACGAUGAUAUCCCAAAGGAGAUCCCAGACACCGACUCAAAGAAGCCUGAGGACUGGGAUGAUGAAGAAGAUGGUGAGUGGACUGCCCCGACCAUCCCCAACCCUGAGUACAUGGGUGAAUGGAAGCCUAAGCAAAUCAAGAACCCCAACUACAAGGGCAAGUGGAAGGCUCCAAUGAUUGACAACCCUGACUUCAAGGAUGACCCAGAGCUCUAUGUCUUCCCCAAGCUGAAGUAUGUUGGACUCGAAUUGUGGCAGGUGAAAUCAGGAUCUCUGUUUGAUAAUGUCUUGAUCUGCGAUGACCCAGACUACGCCAAGAAGUUGGCAGAGGAGACAUGGGGAAAGCUCAAGGAUGCGGAAAAAGCAGCUUUCGAUGAGGCGGAGAAGAAGAACGAGGAAGAGGAAUCCAAGGACGCACCUGCAGAUUCUGAUGCUGAAGAGGAACCAGAGGAUGAUGAUGGAGAUGAAUCAGAUUCUGAAUCUAAGGCUGAGGAGAGCAAAUCAGAAGUUAGCGAGGAAACUGCUGAGAAAGAUGCCACCGCUCAUGAUGAGCUGUAGGGGAAGGACGUUCAAGAUUUGAAGACCAAAGUUUUCAGAGUCUUUAUUGUUUAAUCCUUUUCUUUUGAAGUAUUUUAGCAUCUAGUUUGUCGGAGAGAUAGAAUCAAGUUUUAGCAAAAUU